CUCUGAAAUGCUAGUCCUGAAGUUUGGAUGGUAACGGAACGUCGCCAGGGACAGAAGGGCAUUUCAUCGCAGGCAAUGGAGCCGCUUGCAGCUUCUCUCCUCCCAGAGGGCUCGAAAGUGCACUCCAUCACGCAGGUCCAGUCGCUCUGGGCCGGCUUUGGCUACGUGUACUCGGUAAUCGCAGAUAUUCCUUGCAGCAGACUUCAGACCGCAAAUGGCCGAGAGGGCGAGGGCGCCCGGCUCAUCCUCAAGUAUGUCGGGGCACCCGUCGCCGAUGCCACGGCCGAGAUGAAUGAGGGGGAUUUGCGCAAGAUUUACUCUUACGAAGUCGAGCAGUACUUUUACAGCGUCCUGGUUCCUUACAUGCUUCAACAUACUGGUGCCGAUAUAGCAGUGGCAGACUGCGUCGGGAACACUCGUCCACAGCGAAUAGCAGCGCUGCAGAAACAGGCAGGCCAAAGUCUAACACAGGUACCUAUCGCUUUGAUGCUAAGUGACCUACGGCCUCGAUUCCCACGGUCGCCAUCCAAACGAGGCCUGCUAGAUGAGGCGCAGGCUUACGCCGCAAUAAGAUGGCUUGCACGCUUCCAUUCAUUUUGGAUGCACAAAGGUAAUGACGCAAUCAAGGAGAUGCUUCGCAACGACUCGCUGUGUCGGCCUCCGCUGUCAGAAGCUCGUCGCCGACGCGCGUCGCCGGAGGUUACUUGGCGCGCGAGUGUCUGGUUGAAUGGUGGAUAUACGUGAGUGCGU
Molecule: messenger RNA, 750 nt
Organism: Tilletiaria anomala UBC 951
Lineage: Eukaryota; Fungi; Basidiomycota; Exobasidiomycetes; Georgefischeriales; Tilletiariaceae
Exons: 1
Coding region: 28-744 (238 amino acids)
Source: RefSeq, a predicted model, not a curated record